This is a messenger RNA of Megalops cyprinoides (Indo-Pacific tarpon), 8548 nucleotides long. It is a transcript of the gene setd1a, whose product is annotated as SET domain containing 1A, histone lysine methyltransferase. The coding region runs from base 29 to 7198 and encodes 2389 amino acids. Gene Ontology annotation, cellular component: Set1C/COMPASS complex. Lineage: Eukaryota; Metazoa; Chordata; Actinopteri; Elopiformes; Megalopidae. The record is from RefSeq and is a predicted model, not a curated record. Gene Ontology annotation, molecular function: RNA binding; protein binding; histone H3K4 methyltransferase activity. The transcript is spliced from 21 exons.
GAGAACAGGCGAGGCUCUCAGUAAUAGCAUGGAUCCAGACAGCGGGGCCGACAGUCAGCGAGCUCUCAGUCUGCAGUGGAAAAGCUACAAGCUUAUCCAGGACCCUGCCAUUCGUAGGGUCGCCCAGAAAGUCUACCGAUACGAUGGGGUGCACUUCAGCGUACCGGACUCGGGGUUCACCCCGGUGGGUGAAUUGCGAGACCCCAGACCUCGCAGAAUCUGGUCCAAACACACAGAGCUGUCCCUUCCAGUGCCCAAGUUUAAGCUGGAUGAGUACUACGUGGGCCCCAUACCUCUGAAGGAGGUGACCUUCGCGCGCUUGAAUGACAACAUCCGGGAGCCCUUCCUUGCGGAGAUGUGCGCCAAGUUUGGGGAGGUGGAGGAGAUGGAGAUUCUGUUCCAUCCCAAGACUCGCAAGCACCUGGGCCUGGCCCGCGUCCUCUUCACCAGCACCCGAGGCGCCAAGGACACCGUGAAGCACCUCCACAACACCUCUGUGAUGGGCAACAUCGUCCACGCCCAGCUGGACAUCAAAGGCCAGCAGAGGAUGAAGUACUAUGACCUGAUAGUGAGUGGCUCCUACACCCCUCAGACUGUCCCCACUGGAGGGAAAGCCCUGACCGAGAGGUUCCAGCCCCCUGCUCCCUCACACCCCGACACGUCUUCAGAUAUCCGGCGUAGGCUCUCCACUGACGUCAUGGGCACCAGCAUGGGGGUACCUCCUCUCACCCCCGGCAGCACCACCCCCUGUUCUUCAGACACAGGCUUCAGUGAGCAGCGACUGGACACGCCCCCCUCCUCCAUGGGGGGCCCGUACACCCCUGGCUCAUCUGCCUCAUCCCAGGGUGGGGGCACACCCUAUACCCCCCGCUCCGGGACUCCCUACUCGCAGGACUCAGGCUAUACUGGCAGGCAUGGCAAUGUGGGUUAUGGCGGUGGGGGCACCUACCCUCCACCGGACCUGUUACCCUCCUCCUCUUGCUCCUCCUCUGCCGUUUCGUCCUCCUCUUCGCUUGGGGGGUAUAAGCCCUCCCGUUACCACGACGAUCCCCACGCGCCUCCUCCGGAGCACCUCCCCUACCACCGGGGUCGCCCUUCCUUUCCUCCGGCCGCCCCCUACCGCCCCAACGAGCCCCCCUGCUACCCGCCAUACUCUGGUGCGGGAGGAGGGGGCCCCCACAUGCCGCUGCACCCCCCCUUCCCACCCCCGCCACCCAGCUCCCACCAGGAGAGAGAGAGGGAGUGGGAGAGGGAGCGGGAGCGCGACAGAGACUCGGGGGGCAGGUACGGCUCCGGAAUCGGCUCCCGCCGGUCCUCCUACCACCACCACCAACAGGACGCGAACUCCUCCUCCAAGUCGUCGUCGUCGUCGUACCAUUCCCACCACCACCACCACUCGGAGCGGCGGGAGGACAGGGGCCACCGCAGCGGCAGCAGCGGGGGCGGCUCCGGCUCCGGCUCCCGGUCCGGAGACCACGGCCACCAGCGGCACCGGAACCACCACCACUCCCACAACCACCACAGCAGCGGCGGCAGUGGCAGCAGCAGCCGACGCAGAAGCAGCCAUGACAGAGACCGAGACAGGGACAGAGACAGAGACCGCGACAGGGAAAGGAACCGGGACAGCGACUACGCCAACAGCUCCAACUCCUGCUACGGUCACACCGGCCCCAACUCUGGCCCCUCUUCCGCACAGGUGUCCUCCAACAGUGUCUCCCCACCCCCUGCAACCUACUCCUAUCCCUCCUCCAAAGACCAGCCUCCGCCUCCUCCUCACGACCUGCCUCCCUCCUCGCACCUGGAGCCCCAACCGGUCUUCCGCACACCGCAGGCAGGGGGAGGACCCGGCGAGCGGGGGGCGGGGGGCGCCGGCAGUGACAAGGACUAUCGGGUCAUGCCCCACCACACCUCCCUGCCUCCUCCAGCCCCCCCUCCUCUACCGCCUGCUUCAGUCAUUGCGGCCGCAGUUGCUGAAAGCUACGGCUCCGUGGACUACGGUCAGGAGAGCCCCAACCAUAAGGAGCAGUGGGUGAGGCCCAAGCGGCGGCCCACCACCCCACCCUCCCCCCCUCAGACGACCCUUCCCGCAUCUCCCCCCCACCCCUCUAUCACGUCCUCCUCCUCUCCUUCGUCCUCGUCCCUUCCCCUGCACUCCUCCUCCCUCUCCCCCCCUCUGCCGCCCCUCCAGCGCAACUCCUCCUCCCCCGAGCCGGACUCCACCAACGAGAGCCUUCCGUUCGUCUACCACAGCAGCAGCCUGGACUCCCGCAUCGAGAUGCUCCUGAAGGAGCAGAAGGCCAAGUUCUCCUUCCUGGCCUCCGACGACGAGGAGGAGGAGAAGAAGGCCGAGGAGGAGGGGGGAGCGGUCGGGAGCGCGGGCGGGGACGAGCGAGCCCCUCCGGCGGGGCAGGAGGGCCGGAAGGCGAAGCAGAAGGAGGAGGACAGCGAGCGGGAGAGGCACAGGAGGAGAGAGGGAGGCGCGGGAGCCGGGGAGCAGGAGGGAGGCCGGCAGCGCAGGAAGGCGGAGCGGGAGAGGGAGCGGGACGGCCGCCGCAGAGGGAGGAAGGAGGGGGGAGAGGGGGAGGCGAGGAAGAGCCCGGCGCAGGUGGCCGCCGCUCCCUCCUCCACCUCCUCCACUCACACGCCUCCCCCGGACUCCACCCCGACACAGCUGAGCCGCGCUGGAGCGGCGCACGGGCGAGAGGAGCCCCCCCACUCUGGGCCGACAGACCCCCGCAAGAGACAUGGGGCGCACACACCCCCCACCUACAACGGACAGGGCCAGCCGUCCCCGCACUCCUCUGGUGAGGACAUGGAGAUUUCGGACGAGGAUGAUGAAAACGCAGUGGCCACGAGCAGCGCCGCCCCUCCCUCCUCCUCCUCUCCCACCCCCUCGUCUCAGUCUGCCCCGCCCUCCCAAACCGCCGACCCCUCCUCCUCACCCCCCGCCCUCUCCGACUCUUCACAGCACUUUGGCUCUGUCCUGCCUCCCCCCAUGCCCUCAUACCCCCCUCACCUACCCCCACCCCCACCUCCAGGGUUUUCCCUCCAGCCCCCUCCCCCUCCCGGGAUCCCCCCACCCCUCCCUCACAUGGAUCUGCACCCGGAGUACCCCCCUCCCAUCCCCCCUCACAUGUACGACUACACCAGCUCCAUGGAGCUGAUGAACCAGUACAGCGGCGGGGCGCCCAUGUCCUUCCAGAUGCAGACGCAGAUGCUGAGCCGGCUGCACCAGAUGCGCAUGUCCUCCAGCAACGGCACCGCCUCCCCCGGCGACGGCCCCCCCUCCGACUACCCCCCCUCGUACCCCCACGGCCUCUCCCACCUCCACUCCCUCCCGCCGCCCCACCCUCCCCCGCACCCACACCACCCGUACAUGGACCAAGAAGGCGGGGGCGUGCACUACGACCAGGAUCACCGCUACAUGCCUCCCCCGAUGCCGUACGCCUACCCCGACCCCCACAACCCGCAGCUCCCGCCGCCCCCCCACCACGGCCUCCCUCCCCCCCACUCCCCGUGGCCCCCUCACCUCGUCCCCCACCACUACCCCUCCUACCUGCACCCGCCCCCGGGCACGCCGGGCCCGCCCCACUUCGACGCGGCCGCCGCGGCGGGCUCCUCCUCAUACGGGGCGCGGUUCGGGGGGGAGGACGGCGCCCAGAUGGCUGCACAGUCCCAGAACCCCCACGAGGUCACGGUGCAGAUGGUCCUGGCCGUGCUGAUCCAGGAGAUGAAGAAUAUCAUGCAGAGGGACCUCAACCGCAAGAUGGUGGAGAACAUCGCCUUCGGCACCUUCGACGAGUGGUGGGAGCGCAAGGAGAGGAAAGCCAAGCCUUUCCAGACGGUGGUGCGGGGUCUGUCUGCGGUGCGCGAGGAGGAGAAGAAGGAGAAGGAGGAGAAGGAGAAGACGAGCAGCCGGCCCCGGGAGCCCCUGCUGUCUCUGGUGGACUGGGCCAAGAGCGGAGGCCUGGAGGGCUUCUCUCUGCGCGGGGCUCUCAGGCUGCCCUCCUUCAAGGUGAAGAGGAAAGAGCCCCAGGAGCUCACGGAUGGUGGGGAGCUGAAGAGGCCCCGCCCUUCCACCCUACCCGACGAGGAAGACGAGGACUCGUACCAGGAGAAGGCUCCAGGAGCCGCCAGGGGGCUGGAGGAAGGGGACGAGGGCACAGAGGCCGACAUGGACGGGAGGAGAGAGAGGAAGAGGAUGAAGAGGCAGAAACCCCUGGACCUGGACAGCGAGGGAGAAGAGACCUCGGAUGGAUCCUCCUCAGACAAAGAGGAUGAUGACGAUGAAGACAGCGAUAAAGAGGAUGAGUCUGAAGACGAGGCAGUUAGCGCUGAUAGCGACGAUGAGAGUGGCUCCUCUUCCUCUUCAGAGAGCUCUUCGUCGUCUUCCUCAUCUUCCUCCUCCUCCUCUGAAGACGAAGAGGAGGAUGAAGAGGAGGGCGAGAGAGCACUGGACAGUGAAAGCGCUGACACCAUGGAUGAGUCUACGAUGGACAGCACACUUCUGGAUGGGGAGAGAGAAGAGAGGGAAAGACGCCUCAACCAAUCAUCUCUGGCUGCCACUCCAGGGGGCAUGAAGGCCAUGGAACCAUCACACAAUGCAGAGGUCGAGUCAGUGAAAAUGGAGGCCCGAAAGACGGACAUGGCAGAAAAACAAGCAGGAGCUCUCUCCUUCUUGGAACGGCGCCCCACGUCACCUCCAGCCCCACGUCCCUCCUCCCCCAUCCUGCUCCUGCCUCCUCUCAAAAAGCGCCGCAAGACCGUCUCCUUCUCCACAGAGGAGGCCGAGAACAAAGCGGGCCAGCCCUCCUCCCUCCUCAGCGACCCCCUGUCGCCGUCUCCGUCCCCCACCCCAGCACAGUCCCUCCUCCUCUCCCCUGUCAAAGCCCAGCUGCCAGAGUCCAUCCUCACCUCCUCCUCCCCUGGUGCCACACCAUCGCCCUCUGCUGGGCCUUCGUCUGCUCCUUCUAAGCCCCUUCCAGUCCUUCUCCCCUUCGCCUCCAAACCGGGCGAGGCCAGCACCCUGUCCCCAUCCCCUUCCUCCUCCCCUGCUUGUGUUCUUACCGUUCCCCCUCCGGUCCGCUCCUUGCGUCCGGACGAGCCCAAAAAGAGCCCCGGCCCCCCAGCGUCCCCCCAGAGCGCCCUGGCCAAGUCCCCGCCCGCCUCCAAACGGGGCUUCAUCAAGGACACGUCCCCGAAAUCUCCGGCCCUCUCCGCCCCUCCUGUGUGUCGUACUGUGCAGAACUUACCUCUGGAUCACGCCUCCAUGGUCAAGAUCACCUUCGAGGAGCCGGCCCCCGUCCCCACCGCCCCGGCCCAGAGGGGUCGCCCCAGGGGCCGCCCCCGGACAGUCAGCCUCUCCGCCGCACCCGCGGCCUCCGUCCCUCCCAAAGAGGAGGAGGGCGAGGAGGCCGAGGGCCUGAGGGAACACAAACUGAGACUCAGGGAGCAGCUGGGAGCCUCCAGUCUGUUACAGCUGGCCUCCGCGGCCGGCACGCCUCCCCCCGACCUCUCCGUCCUGGCGGACGUGGCUCUCAAGCUGGACCCCGAGGCCCAGGAUUCGGAGGAGACGGAGACGUCCGACGAGGCGGAGGAGCAGCAGCAGGAGCUGGAGAGGGGCGCGGAACGGACCGCCGCCCCGCUCGCCCCUCAGCCGCCCGCCCUCAACCCGGAGGGGCUCUUCGUCUGGCAGGAGCACAACUACUCCAAACCUCUGACCCUCCCCGCCGCCCCUCUCGCCCCGGCCCAGAAGAAGACCAAACCCGAGCCGCAACCUGUGGUCCUCGCUGCGGAGAUCGACCACCACACCAUCACCGGGGUGCUGGAGGCCCCCGAGGAGGUGAUUGGGGAGCCGCAGAUGGCCAGGGGGGAUGCCUCGGAGCUCUACCCGCCUGUGGACGCUCUGACCGAGCUGGCCGUGCUAGCCGAGGCCGGGGAUGCUGAGGCACAGACCAAACCCUCUGUUGUAUCCCCCGUCAAGAAGAGGGGGCCCGGAGACAGAGACGUGGAGAUGGAGGAGGUGGGCAAGGGGAAGAGCAAAGACAGGAAGAAGAAGAGGAAAGAGAAGCAGGAACAACAGCAGAUGAAGAAGCAGAAGGAAAGACAGAGCAAGAAGCAGAGGAAGAAGAAACCAGAGGAACUGGACCUGGAGGAAGACAUAGACGUGGAGCAGCUGGAGCCAGGGGAGCUGAGCAACUCCGAGGAGGAUGAGGAGGACGAGGAAGAGCGGGAGCUGGAGGAGAUGAGGAAGAGCGAGCGGCUGAGCCUCCAGCCGGCCCGGCCCAAGCCCGCCGGCCGGCACACGCCCAAGCGCUACGAGCAGAGGAGCGAGUUCGAGCAGAUGACCAUCCUCUACGACAUCUGGAACACGGGCCUGGACACGGAGGACAUGCGGCUGCUCAAGAUGACCUACGAGAAGCUGCUGCAGGAGGACCACAGCACCGACUGGCUCAACGACACGCACUGGGUCCACCACACCAUCACCAACAUCCCGAACCCGCGGCGUAAGAAGAAGAACCAGGACGAGCAGCUGAGGGAGCACCAGACCGGCUGUGCCCGCAGCGAGGGCUACUACGCCAUCAGCCGCAAAGAGAAGGACAUCUACCUCGACAUCGAUCCCGUCACCUCCCAGGAACCGGACUACGACAACACGGGCACGAACCGCAUAUUGUCCGAGAGGCGCUCGGAGCAGCGGCGUCUCCUCAGUGCCAUCGGGACCACAGCUGUCAUGGACUCUGACCUGCUCAAGCUGAACCAGCUCAAGUUCCGGAAGAAGAAGCUGCGAUUCGGCCGCAGUCGCAUCCAUGAGUGGGGGCUGUUCGCCAUGGAGCCCAUCGCUGCCGAUGAGAUGGUCAUAGAGUACGUGGGCCAGAACAUCAGACAGAUGGUGGCUGACAACCGAGAGAAGCGCUACGCACAAGAAGGCAUUGGGAGCAGCUACCUAUUCAGGGUGGACCACGACACCAUCAUCGACGCCACCAAGUGUGGCAACCUAGCCCGCUUCAUCAACCACUGCUGCACUCCCAACUGCUACGCCAAGGUGAUCACCAUUGAGUCUCAGAAGAAGAUCGUUAUCUACUCCAAGCAGCCCAUCGGCGUCAACGAGGAGAUCACCUACGACUACAAGUUCCCCAUCGAGGAGAACAAGAUCCCCUGUCUGUGCGGGACAGAGAACUGUCGCGGCACGCUCAACUAGUGACUGACCACGUGCUGGUGACCACGCCUCCACGCUGCCUGGAAGGGACAGGGAACCUGUAACAGGACGGUCAGCUGGCAUAGGGCCUGUGCAGAUGGCCCUCCCACCUGUAGCUCUCCCUCCUUUCCCACAUCCAAUCAGAGAGCUCUUCUCUCUGAGUGAAAACGCACACAGCCUCCUCACCCUCUUGCCCUGGCACACUCUGGCCCUGUUUCGUGUAGUUGCUGUUGCAUAUUUGCACAGCUUUUGUUUUUUUUUCCCCCCCUCCCAGAGGGACACGCAGCCAAAAAAAACAUGCACAUCCCCCCAAAACCUGCGCGAACAGUUUAACAGUAACGGCGUCGCGACCGAAUUUGGUACCACGACUUGAGGAUUCUCUGAAAGCAGUUUGCAAGUAAUGAAGGAGAUAGAAGGGUGCCCUGAAAGGUGAAAUUGAUCACUCCCAAAACUGCUGUCUUGGCCGUCAGAGUUGCAGUGUAACAUAACUCCUAUGUUAGUACCACUGUCCUCUGUGUGUUAGACUGAAGUUUUCAUCUGGGGGGCACAGUCUUGCCCUCCAUGGUAAUGCAGCUCAUCUGUAGUAAAGCUCUUAAACCUGGUAGUGUAGCAUCCCUGGAUAUCCUGAGCUCCAAACCCUUGAAAAUAUGGACCCCCUGCUAACACACAGACGUACAGAGAAACCAUUAAGGGUUUGCAGCAUAAAAGCCAGGCUAAUGAGUCACACACAUCCCCGUUUGUUUGGACAGAACAUGCGAGUUUUUGAAGUCUGGGUUGUUUAGGGUUUUAUUCACUAUUGUUUUAAUGUUUUAAGUACAAAAAACUGUAAGUACCUUACAGUAAAGUGGGUUAAAGUGUGUCCACCGUCCUUAGUGAUCAGUGCUUCACCACUUCUUCAAGUCUAUAAUCUAUUUUCCUUGUGUGACUUUAUACUGAUUCCCUUGUAAGCACCUACAUGUUAAGAGAUGGCUGCACCGAGUUCCCCUGCCCUACAUUUGAAGUGUUUUGACCAUUCUAUGUUAGGACAAACUUUUUUAUGUAGAAAAAAAGACCGUAGCCUCAGUUGAUUUAAAUACUAUUAUUGCUAUUAAUUUUAGUCUGCAGGAUAGCACAAGAGGGAUCACUCUAAUUGUACAUUUUUUCCUUGAUGGCAUACGCAGAAAUGUUUUUACUGUCGGUUCAGCAUGAGCAGAAACAGGUGAACAUUUAUGACAGCGCUGGCGGUUUCAAGCGGCCUUUCUGAAGUCAUACAGCUGAGCAGUCUGGGCGUUUCGCUCUGUCUGUUACCCGAGGUUCCGUGGAAGUCAGCCUGCACUUGUUGGCCAGUCAGCAAGAUGCACUGGGAAGAAAUGC